AUGGCGUCUCCAUCUUCCUCAUCGUCUUUCACGCUUUCCUCUCUGUUCGCCACCGCCGUCUUAGUUCUAGUUCUCUCAACCGCCGUAUCAUUGAAAUCGGCGUUACAUCCCCGCGACGUGCUUCCGCAUUUGCCAAGACAAGUCUCAUGGCCCAUCCUCAACUCCCUUUACGGCGCAGCCGAUCUUCUUCCUACUUUCAUUGGAACAGCGAAUGCAGGUAACAACACCGUCAAGUGGAAAGGUGCAUGUUUCUAUGAGAACACAGCUCAUAUGGAGUUUCAUAACAAGUCGGGUAGCAAGUUUGGUGGAGGCACACUUCACAUUAAGGCGGAUAAAGCACAUAGCUCGACUUGCAUGGAUCUUUACGUCUUUGCAACUCCUUAUCGUGUGACAUGGACUUGGUACUUCGUUUCACGGCCACACACUGUGGAGUUCCCUGAAUGGGAUGGACAAGCUGAGUAUGAAUAUGUUAAGAAAAAGGGAGUUUCGAUAUUCCUUAUGCACGCAGGGAUGUUAGGAACACUACAAGCACUGUGCGAUGUUUUUCCUCUCUUUACCAAUACUGGUUGGGGUGAAAGCUCUAAUAUGGCUUUUCUUGAGAAGCAUAUGGGAGCUAAGUUCGAAGCUCGUCCUGAACCAUGGGUCACUAAAGUCAACACUGAUGAUAUCCAUUCUGGUGAUCUACUUGUUCUAUCCAAGAUCCGUGGACGUUGGGGUGGUUUUGAGACCCUUGAGAAGUGGGUGAGUGGGGCUUAUGCUGGUCAUUCAGCUGUCUUCUUGAGAGACUCACAAGGGAAGCUGUGGAUUGGUGAGUCCGGUAAUGAAAAUGACAAGGGAGAAGAUGUAAUAGCGAUAUUACCAUGGGAGCAGUGGUGGGAAUUUGAACAAACCAAAGAUGACUCGAAUCCUCAUAUUGCAUUCCUACCUUUGCGUCCUGAUGUUCGUGCUAAGUUCAACGUUACUGCUGCUUGGGAAUAUGCUCGGAGCAUGGAGGGUAAACCAUAUGGUUAUCACAACUUGAUUUUUGCCUGGAUCGAUACCGUUACUGCAAACUACCCACCUCCUAUAGAUGCUAAUCUUGUUGCUUCUUUCAUGACUGUUUGGAACAAGUUGCAGCCUGAGUAUGCUGCUAAUAUGUGGAAUGAAGCCUUGAACAAGCGUCUCGGAACAGAUGGUCUUGGUCUUCCUGAUGUAUUAGUUGAAGUAGAGAAACGUGGAUCUUCUUUUGAUAAAUUACUAACUGUACCCGAACAAGACGACUGGAUAUACAGCGAUGGUAAAUCAACCUCGUGCAUCGCUUUCAUCCUCGAAAUGUACAAAGAAGCUGGCCUAUUCGGCUCAUUGGCUAGCUCUAUUCAAGUCACAGAAUUCACGCUCAAAGAUGCUUACAGUCUCAACUUCUUUGAGAACAAUGCAAGUCGUCUACCUAAAUGGUGCAAUGACAAUGACAAUGUGAAGCUUCCUUACUGUCAGAUACUUGGGAAAUACAGAAUGGAACUUCCUGGUUACAAUACUAUGGAACCUUACACGCAUAUGAAUGAACAAUGUCCAUCUCUUCCUCCAAAGUACAACAGACCAGGGAACUGCUAA
Eruca vesicaria subsp. sativa (arugula) is the source of this 1590-nucleotide messenger RNA. The record is from the annotation of a GenBank genome assembly. NCBI's taxonomy places the organism in Eukaryota, Viridiplantae, Streptophyta, Magnoliopsida, Brassicales, Brassicaceae.